Molecule: messenger RNA, 2223 nt
Organism: Gasterosteus aculeatus aculeatus (three-spined stickleback)
Lineage: Eukaryota; Metazoa; Chordata; Actinopteri; Perciformes; Gasterosteidae
Source: RefSeq, a predicted model, not a curated record
AUGGAUGCCGCAGAGUUCCGGCGAAGAGGGAGGGAGAUGGUGGACUAUGUGGCUGACUACCUGGAGAACAUUGAACAGCGUCCGGUCUACCCAGACGUGGAACCAGGGUAUCUUCGUUCCUUGAUCCCCACUGAGGCCCCACUGGAGCCUGAUAAUUAUGAUGACAUUAUCAAAGAUGUGGAAAGGAUCAUAAUGCCAGGGGUAACCCACUGGCAAAGCCCUUACUUUUUUGCCUACUUUCCAGCUGCAAGCUCUUACCCGGCCAUGUUGGCCGACAUGCUAUGUGGAGCCAUUGGCUGUAUUGGAUUCUCCUGGGCUGCCAGCCCGGCCUGUACCGAGUUGGAGACAGUGAUGUUGGAUUGGCUUGGGAAGAUGCUGAAGCUGCCCGAGCAUUUUAUAGCCGGGACUCAUGGCCACGGAGGAGGUGUCAUCCAGAGCACAGCCAGUGAGGCAACCCUGAUGUCCUUGCUCGCUGCCCGCUGUAAAGCAGUGAGACGGGUUCAGGAGACAAACCCCGAAAGACUGGAGGCUGAAGUUCUAUCCAAACUGGUGGCGUACUCCUCUGAGCAAGCCCAUUCUUCCGUGGAGCGUGCGUCCCUGAUUGGAGGAGUGAUGAUGAGGAAGGUUCCCACAGAUAACACCUAUGCUGUUGGAGGGGGAAUGCUUAAAAAGAUGCUGGAGGAGGACAGAGCGGCUGGACUAAUCCCCUUCUACUUCUGUGCGACUCUUGGUACCACCUCCUCCUGUGCUUUUGAUCACAUUACCGAGCUGGGGCCCAUAUGUAAUGAGGAAAAUAUGUGGAUGCACAUCGAUGCAGCGUAUGCAGGGAGUGCAUUCAUCUGUCCGGAAUUUAGGCCUUUGCUGAAUGGCAUUGAGUUUGCGGACUCUUUUAACUUCAACCCACACAAAUGGCUUUUAAUCAACUUUGACUGCUCUACAAUGUGGGUAAAGAAGAGACAGGACAUCAUUGGAGCCUUCAAGGUGGAACCCCUCUACCUGAAACACGAGAACCAGGAGUCAGGACUGGUCACAGAUUAUAGGCAUUGGCAGAUUCCACUGGGAAGACGAUUUCGCUCACUGAAGAUGUGGUUUGUCUUCCGUUUGUACGGGAUCGAAGGCCUGCAGGCUCAUAUACGCAAGCAAGUGGUCCUGGCCAAAGAGUUUGAGAGUCUUGUUCGAGCGGACAAGAGGUUUGAGAUCUGUGCCGAGGUGGUCAUGGGCCUGGUGUGCUUCCGGCUCAAGGGCUCCAACGAAUUGAACCAGCUCCUGCUCAAAAGGAUCACGGAGAGCAGAACCAUCCACCUGGUGCCUUGUCAGCUCUCCGGCCUCUUUGUCCUGCGCUUUGCCGUCUGCUCACGCGUCACUGACUCAGGCCACGUUCAACACGCAUGGCGGCAAAUCACACAGCUGUCCUGUGAGCUUUUGCAAAGUGAUCACUGACCAUAAAAGGGGGCCGUCCACCAGCGUGUCAAAGGCAGGACCAAUGCAAGGACGAAAAUGUCUUGUUUCGUGUUGCAGAUGUAAAAUGUCAUGAAGGGAAUGAACAAUUAGCUGUUAAAUUAGCAGUCAAGUAUAUUUCGGUCUGCUGCCAUGUUAUCUAGUCCAGUAAGCAGUAAUCACUGUGCUGUUGAUCCGUGUGAAAAUAACUUGACCCAAAACCCAAAUGUGUAUGAAAGGAAAGAAUGCAGGAUGUCAUAUUUUACAUUUUCUAUCUGCAACUUCUUCGCUAUUGACUUUGAUGUAUCUCUUACUUUUAUUGUCCUCUUUGUACUGCAAUCCUUCCGCUGUGAGCCUAUAUUGUCUGUCUAUGCCGCUUCUAUGUCUUCAAGUCCAACAUGGGUUGGUUUAUUGUAAAUGUAUUGUACAUUGUUUGUCCGAAUGGAUUUAUAAGUCAAUGGGUGCUCUCACAGAAAAAGCUUUUAAAUGUCCAUGCUUUUUGUUAUGCUUUCAACAAAGCAUUAGUAAUGAAUGAGUUGUUGUAGACAUACAAAGGCAUGAGUUUUUGAAGUUAAAGAAUUCAAAUAUCACUGCAUAUAUUUGAUAUGUCCUUCACCACUAUUUGUCCAUCAUGACGGAUGUAAAUUUGUCGUUAUCAAACCUUGUUGUUAAGUCAUAUGACUUUGUCAAAGUAUGAUGAUGUUGCUAAGCAGGGUGUUUUCUCGUUGAGUUGGCUGCAUGCAAUGUUGAUGGUUUGAAUAAAGUCUACAGUAGUCUGGAUAGUUA